UCAUUUUUAAGCUCCCCUUUCUAAAGCACCUCAAACGAAUUUAUGAACUCUUUGGGAGUAACUGAAACCCACCACCCGCAGCUGCACAGCCACACAGGUAUUAAGUUUUCGCCACACUCGUCCCAAAUUUUAGAAGUUCACUUCAAUCCUUCAUUCCCUAGGGUUCAAUGGUUCAUACGCCAUAUUCUGUGUCUCUGGUUCUUUCUCGUUGCAUGUUUGCGGAUUUUUGCAAUUGAAUUCACAAUCUGUUAUGAUGGAAUACAAAAAAGUAUAUAAAUCUUUGCAGGAGAUAUUUCCAGAGAUCGACUCUCGGGUUCUAAGAGCUGUUUCCAUUGAACACCGUAAGGAUCCUGAUGCAGCUGUUGAGGCUGUUCUUUCGGAGGUCAUCCCAUUUUUAAUUGAGAGAACCAACUCAUCCUCCUUUUCAUCAUCCCCUAAUACAGUAUCUGUAGUUAAAACGUCCCCGGCUGCAGUGGAUUCAAGUGAAGUGUUUCUGGAAAAUGAUACCGAGUCACCAAGAAUGGUACCAUUUGAUGAAAAGACGAAUGAAUUUUCAUCCUAUGAUGCUAAAGGUGGGAAAGGUCAACACCAUGAAUCUUGUUAUUCCAUUGGACAGCGUCAUGAUGUUGAAGACAGUACUAGUGGCAAUUUGAUGUCAUUUGAGAUCGGUGAAAGUGAUGUAUCUUAUAAUCCCAUCCCCUUCCAAAGAAAUCCUGAACUUGCUGGCGAAUGUUGUGAUGCUGAUAAGUGUGAAUCCUCUGCAAUUCAAGAACCCGUUUCUUCUAAAGUACAUGAAAAAUGUGCUUCUGAUUCACAUGAAGAAAGGGAAGAUGUUUUUGUAGAAUGUAUGAGUGCACCUCUAGUUAAUAUGGAUGGAUUUACAAGUGAGGAGUGUACCACCGCGGCACAUAAACGUGCACUCUUUAAAGAAUCCUCCUGUUUUGAUUCUAUAAAUCAUUCUUCUACAUCAGUUGUACAAGAUGUCGAGAAAAGUGAGCAGCUGGUAGUUGUUGAGCCAGAAAAGCACACAGUUGGUCUUGAAGAAAUGGGGCUUAAAAGUUAUGUUAAUGCCGUCCCUGAUAUAAAUCUCACUGGUGAAAUGAUCGACACUCACUCAGAAUCUGUCCCCAAUCCUGUAGUUACUCGUUCUGGUCAUAUUUUUUGCAUUGAUCUUCUAGAAGAUAUAAUUACCGAAGCAAGAUCUAACAAGAAAAACAUGUUUGCUGCGAUGGAGUCUCUAAUGUGUUUAAUGAAAGAGGUUGAACUUAAAGAAAAAGCUGCAGAACAGGCAAAGGAGGAAGCUUCCAUUGGAGGACGUGGCAUACUUGAUAGAGUGGAUCAUCUGAAAGAAAUGCUAAGACACGCUAAGGAAGCAAAUGACAUGCAUGCUGGAGAAGUGCAUGGUGAGAAGGCUAUCCUGGCCACUGAAGUGAAAGAGCUACAGUCUCGCCUUCUUAACAUGGCAGAUGAAAGGGACAGAUCUCUUGCUGUUCUUGAUGAGAUGCGACAAAAUCUUGAGGCACGUCUGGAAGCUGCUGAGAGAGAGCGGCAAGCUGCUGAGGCUGACAAGAUACAAAAGGAACAGCUUGCACGGAAUGCUCUGGCUGAACAAGAACGCAUUAUGGAUAAACUUGUGCAAGAGGCAUACAUUUUGAAAAAAGAGGCAGAGGAAAAUUCCAAAUUGCGUGAGUUCCUCAUGGAUCGCGGCCUUGUUGUAGAUAUGCUGCAAGGAGAGAUAUCUGUGAUAUGCCAGGAUAUCAGGUUACUAAAAGAGAAGUUCGAUAAUGGCGUUCCACUAAGCAAAUCAUUUUCCUCCAGUCAGACGAGCUGCAUUUUAGCUUCCUCGUCAAAUUCAUCUUCACGAAGUAUGGCACUUGAGCCUGCAGAUCAAGCUGCUGAGCAUACAAAUUCAUCAGAUCAAUGGCCGGGGAAGAUUGACCUAACAUUUCCGGUUUGUGCAGUGGAAACGGGAGAUAGGGGACAUGAUAAAGAUGGUAAUACGGAUGAGGAUUGGGAAAUUUUUGACAAGGGGGAGUUUUGCAUGUGAAAGGGAAAUGCUGCAUAGCAUUCAGAGCCAGUCAUCCUGGCUGAACUGCCUUUUGUUAACUUAUGGGAACUCCUAUGGAAUGUUGGUCUCUUGCGUUUUUGGUACAUGUAUUCUGUGCAAACCAAAGAGGAGUUAACUUCGGGCCAUCUAAUUCCCCUCAUAUAGAAGUUAAAAUGCCCCCCGAAGUAGUUCUUAUCUGCGUCUUCUCAUGUAUAUAAUCUUUUCUUAACGCUCAAGUGCAGCAUAAAACUAGUACUCCCUCCAUCUCUGGUUCUAGACGGGGCCGGUUCGGCCCAGUACCCGGCCGACCGGGACUGGGACUGGGGGCUCGAACCGGGGGUAUUAGGGGCGGGCUUCGGACUGCUGAAAAGGUGGACCGGCCCGGUCGGUCCGGGACUGGUCCGGGCCCUUUUUUUCAAUUUUAAGGGCUGCUAGGUGGGUGGGGCUGGGUGGUUUGGGGGGAUAGUAAUAAAUUAGAAAAACAAUUUUUUUUUAAAAAAAAAUAGACCCGGCCCCGACCCCAACCCAGGCUGGUACUGGGUCUACAACCCAAAAACCCAGGCCUGCCCAAUACGGGCCCGCUUCAUCUCUAGAUCCUAGUUCUAACUUUCUUUUUUUGGACGUCUCAAAUAAAGGUUCUCAUUUUUGUUUUAGGAAACCAUUAAGACUCUUAAAUGACAAUUUAAUCAUCAAAUAUUAAAAAUAAUACAUCUAUAACAUCAAAGUUAUCAUCGAUCAUUUUAUAUUGAUUGUAUAUCUUUCAAAAUUAUUUCUCAUAAUUUACUCGAAUUACCUAUCUAAUUAUUGUAUUAAUAAUUGUGCUACUUUGUAAUGGGAACCUUUAAGCAGGAGGGGGUAGUAUGAGUUGUGGAAGUAGUAAU
Cuscuta europaea is the source of this 2928-nucleotide messenger RNA. NCBI's taxonomy places the organism in Eukaryota, Viridiplantae, Streptophyta, Magnoliopsida, Solanales, Convolvulaceae. The record is from the annotation of a GenBank genome assembly.